CAACUACGAGCGGACAAGCCAUCUGCGGACAGUCAGAUCUGACACUUGACUAAUAGAUGUCGAGUGAACGCUCAGUAAGGCAGUCAGCGUGUGAUCUCCAGAUCGACAUACACCGGACGAAGGCUGCAGCUUCUGUACACUGCCAGAACCAGAAUCUGCAUCUGCGACUGUAAUCAGCCAGAAGCUAAUUCUCCUUCGUGGAGGACAUCUGUACCUUGAUUGGGUCACUCCUUCACUCACUCGCUCAUACUGACAUAUAGAGAGAGGCAACUGAAGAACCAAGAAUUGCAGUGGCGAGGACAUAAUUUGAACAAAGGUUGUCCAGAUUUUAGACAGGAGGAUCAGAAGUAGAAUGAAUGUCAGCCUUGAGGCGGUGAAGCUGUUUCCACGCAGCUGACUAAAGGUUGCGGACAAGAGCGUCGUUGGGCUGCUUGGGAGUGCGCACAAGGGUUGGUGGUGGGUGGGAUCUGCAGGAGAUAGUAGAGAUUAGUCAUGGGGAACUGCGCACCGAUGAAACCAGCGGGGAGGUUGGUGCAUCCGGAUGGAAAAGUGGAGCAUUUCACGAGACCCAUGCAGGUUACUCAGGUGAUGAUGCAAAAUCCUCAGUACUACGUGGGGCCACCUGCAGUUCAACAAUCGCCGAAAGCCAUUCUGGCUGGGGAUGAAUUCAUACAACCAGGGCAGCUCUACUACCUAGUGCCCGCUUAUCUGAUUCCCCCUGAGAUGUUCCGAUGGCAGAAGAACUAUGAUGACGGCCGUUCGGGUCAAAAGUCGCGCAGCUCUAAAUCCAAGAUCCAUGCUCUAAAAGGAUUAAGGUGAUAAUGUGCGUUCACUCACUGCAUCAAUGGAGCAAGUUUGAGGCACACAUGGGUGCUGCUUUCUGUCACAAGCAGUGGAGGUAUAACUCAAGACCUGGAGAAAACUUCGAAGUGGGGAAUUUCCAUCUCCAUCUCCGCUGGCUGGCUGGCUGGCUGGGUCUCAUGUAAGACUGAUCCUGUCCGGCCUAGUUGGAGAUGAGUGACUCCAACAUCUAUGUCGUUACUGGGACCUCGUUGGCCAUAGUCUGGUGAGCAAGACACAAGUUUGCACCCUGAGACUUGGUAGGUAACGGAAUGUAGUCAUCUCCAUAUCCGAUUAGAAGGAACUGAUUAUAUCCCAUUCUGAUCCAUUCACUGACUUUAUUAAAGUUACGGUCCAUUUUUGACCUGAUAUCUGAAUCGGAGUAGCUCCACAAAGCAGAAUCAGUGAAAACCCUCACUCAAGCCAAAGUUUAGAUUCUGCUUCUUAGAGGCGCAUUCCGUUUUCUUCCCUGGGUUUCAACAUGUACAUCAACGUAGGCCAAUACCAUCAGCAGCAUAUAUUCACAUAUGCGUGUAUACUACUAGUUCGUUCAUUCAAUUGUAAAGCUGCACAGAGCACAAGUUGACGACUUGCAGAAUCAAAUCUCUUCACAAUAAUCUAGACCGCUUGGAACUGAGUAGCUCACGGCUCACGAUAUCCUGUCCAAUGGCAUGUCAUGGAGUGGCUUAACGACCGUAUCUGGCGCGUAGAUGCCCAGGCGAGAACUGGAUAUCCCCACCUCUCAUCUUGCCCUCCUUGCUCAAAGCACAAUGAACCCAAACAAAGUGAAAUCACA
Messenger RNA from Marchantia polymorpha subsp. ruderalis, 1636 nucleotides. The record is from the annotation of a GenBank genome assembly. Lineage: Eukaryota; Viridiplantae; Streptophyta; Marchantiopsida; Marchantiales; Marchantiaceae.